CUGCAGCAGUGCUAUGGAACAGAGCAGGACUGAGAGACACUCAGAGAAGAACAAGAGGAACUCUGUCAAUAGCAGGUGAUAACAAGAGCAUCAAGAUGAGGACCACCAUCUGUGUGUCAGUCUUUCUCACAGUUUUGUGCCAGUUGACCAGUGCUGUGACUGUUAUGGAGGGAGACUUUGACUUCUCUCUGGAGUCAGUGAGGGCACUGGGGGCUUUGAUGACUGGUGAUGAUGCAUCAGCAGAGCAUGAACUCCGGCUGUUGGAGGCCAAAGCAGCGGCUAUGUGCUCUCACCCAGCUCUGCCCAAAGACUUCAAACCUCUGUGUUUGAGGAAGGAUGCUGGAGCAUCUCUGGCCAGACUGGUGCUGGUGGCUUCCCACUCUGAUGCCUGUGAGAUCUGUGAGUCUGUUGCCUGCACUGGCUGUUGAAAGGGAAACCUGCACUUUGGUGCUAUCAUUCACAGAAUAAUAUUUGACCUUUUUCUUUAUUUAAAAUCAACAAUUGUUUUCAAAACAAUAGGGGAAAUGCUGAUAUUUACUUAUUGAUUAGACGUGUUCCUCAAGGUGUGACAUGUGGUCAAAGUUUUGUAAAUCUGGUUAAAACUUAAAGCUACUAAAGUAGCUGUAAAGCUUAUUUUGUUUCAAUGUAUGUUGUGGGAAAUUUAAUAAAUUGUUUGAAAAUCA
Scophthalmus maximus (turbot) is the source of this 683-nucleotide messenger RNA. RefSeq names its product guanylin. Gene Ontology annotation, molecular function: guanylate cyclase activator activity. Gene Ontology annotation, cellular component: extracellular region. NCBI's taxonomy places the organism in Eukaryota, Metazoa, Chordata, Actinopteri, Pleuronectiformes, Scophthalmidae. Bases 96 to 428 code for a protein of 110 amino acids. The record is from RefSeq and is a predicted model, not a curated record. The transcript is spliced from 3 exons.